AUGACAUCGGUUUUCGCAAAGGAAUCCCUUUAUGCGAUGGAGCCGGAGGAGGUGUGGCAGAUGAGGGUUGACUAUAACGGGAGCAGCAAGGAGAUGGCGCUGAGAUGGUACCGCCCCCCUUUUCUACGAGGCAUCAUGAGGGCCACUAUUGACUUGUGUGCUGCUCUCAGUGAGGCCUCUGACACCGCCGGAAGCAGCAGUGGUAGCGAGGGCGGCAGCAGCAGCGGCAGCAGCAGCAGCAGCAGCAGCGGCAGCGGUGUGACGGACCCAGCAUCGACGUCGUUCGGGCAGCUGUUCAUUGGCUUCACCAGUGCUGCUCUCCCUCCUCCCUCCGGCCGCCUGCCUUCCCCCGUCACCCUCUCCUCCUGGACCUUCAGAUUCACAGGCCUCUCCACUGCUGCCCUGUUGAACGUCCAUGUGCACCAAGGCACCUGCGCCCUGCCCCGGUUCUCCAGUGCUGCCCUGUGGAACGGGCGUGUGCAGCAAGGCGCCAGCCUCAUGGGGUGGGACACUGACCCCUGCACGGGUUCUCCAGUGCUGCCCUGUGGAGCGGGCGUGUGCACCAAGGCACCUGCCCCAUGGGACCCGUCUAUUCUCGUGCCCUCCUGCAAGUGCCCCUUCAACCUCCCCUCCUUCGAACCCUCUCACCUCUCCGGCCUGCCCUCCUGCUUCCCCGGUGAGUCGUGGAGUGCGGUAAGUGAUAGGUGGAGUGCGGUAAGUGAUAGGUGGAGUGCGGUAAGUGAGAGGUGGAGUGCGGUAAGUGAGAGGUGGAGUGCGGUACGCAAGGUGCCUGCCCCAUGGAACCCCUCUAUCCUCGUGCCCUCCUGCAAGUGCCCCUUCAAUCUCCCCUCCUUCGAGCCCUCGCACCUCUCCGGCUUGCCCUCCUUCCCCGGUGAGUCAUGGAGUGCAUUUGGCAAGCGGUGGAGUGCGGUAGGUGAGACUUGGAGUGCGGUGGGUGAUAGGUGGAUUGCCGUAGGUGAGACUUGGAGUGCGGUAGGUGAUAGGUGGAGUGCCGUAGGUGAGACUUGGAGUGCAGUGGGUGAGAAUUGGAGUGCUGUAGAUUCCUUCAGGUGUCGCCAUUUCCUUCGCAACCCAUGUGCCCCGGGGGUGUGCAUUGAUGACAUAGACGGCACCUAUUCCUGCCUCUGCCCCUCGCCCUUCUUCCCCUUCUACUUCUACCCGAAAGGCAACGCCCGUUGUUACCAGUUGCGAUCGUUUGAGCUGCGAAUGCCCACCUUCCUGUCUCCCUACGGCCUCACAUGCCCUCUCAUCCUCAACACCUACGGACUCACCCAAGCGGCCUUCUUCAGGCAGAACAAGGGCUUCCAGUGCCGAGCGCCCAUCCCUGUGGAAACUCUAAUCAACGUCACCAGCCGGGCUUACUCCCAAUGCACCUCCAUGUACACUGCUAAUUAUGGUGACUCGUGUGACUCCCUCAACGCCCUCUUCUCCACGCGCAUUCAGUCGCUCAACCCCGCCCUCAGCUGCUCUGAUGGGCCCCGGCCCGGCCAGGCUUUCACACAUUCCUCUCCCCCCUCCUCCCCUCUCUCCCCCCUCCUACCCUCUCUCUCCGCUCCUCUCUCCCCCAUCCUCCUCCCUCCUCCUCUCGCCCUCCUCCUCCUCCAUCCUCCUCUCUCCCCCCUCCUCCUCCCUCCUCCUCUCUCCUCCCUCCUCCCUCCUCUCUCCCCGCUCCUCCUCCCUCUAUCCUCCCUCCCUCCUCCCCCGCAGCUUCUCUGUGUUGACUUCAAUCGGACGUGGCAUGCCAAUGUAGAACUCAAAAUCCACAAAUAUGGGCGCGUAUUCACACAUCCUCUCCCCCCCCUCUCCCCACUCUCCCCCUUCUCCCCUCUCUCCCCCAUUCUCCCCUCUCUCCCCCCUUCUCCCCCCUCUUCCCCCUCUCUCCUCUCUCCCCCUUCUCCCCUCUCCCCCCUUCUCCCCCCUCUCCCCUCUCUCCCCCUUCUCCCCUCCCCCCCUCUUCUUCCCUCUCUCCCCCUUCUCCCCUCUCUCCCCCCUUCUCCCCCAUCUCCCCCUUCUCCCCUCUCUCCCCCUUCUCCCCUCUCUCCCCCCUUCUCCCGUCUCCCCCCCUUCUCCCUCCCCUACAGCUCCUCUGUGUAA
Molecule: messenger RNA, 2115 nt
Organism: Closterium sp. Naga37s-1
Lineage: Eukaryota; Viridiplantae; Streptophyta; Zygnematophyceae; Desmidiales; Closteriaceae
Source: the annotation of a GenBank genome assembly